GAAUGGAAGGCCGCGUUGGUGAAGAUGCCCCUUGGGAAGCGUAGGGACGGGACAGGGCGUGGCCCACCGCCUGUUGCUAUAUAACCAGCACCGACUCAUCUGCCGGUCAUCACUCUCACAGAUCCUGCCGUUGCCUGCACCACUAAAGACGAAGACAUGAAGCUCCUGGUUCUAUUUGCCGUGGCGUCCGUCUGUGCCGGCGCUCCUUAUAUGUUGCAGCCGCUGCCGUAUAUCCCAAGCCCAGCAAUAGCCUACAGCAGCUCCCUCACGCCGGCGGUCUCCAGACUACCUCAGACAGGCAUCAAGCUCCCCUUCCCAGCAACCGUCCAGUUCGUGGCCCCGGCACCAGCGAUCCAAGCCGUCCAGGUAGCCCAGCCCGUCCAAGUAGCCCAGCCCGUCCAGGUUGCCACCACGUACCAGGCCGCUCCAGCCCCUGUUGCAGUUGCCUCCCCAGUGGUGAUAGCGGCUGCCCCUGAGCCCCUGGAAGCUCCGGAGCCUCCUAUGCCCUCCCUCGCCACACCCUACGUAGGCGGCCAGUUCCAUGCUCAGGAUGAGCUGAAGCAGUACUCCUUUGCCCACUGGGGUGGUCCUAACACACGUGUGGAGACCAAGGAUGCCCUGGGCCGCACCCGUGGCAGCUUCGCCUAUGUAGACCCUGUCGGAGAUGUGCAGGUGAGAAAGUACGCCGCCGCUCCCCUCACGGGCUUCAAGGUGGCUGCCUCAGACCUGCCCGUCGACACACCAGAGGUUGCCACCCUCAAGGCCGCGCACGAAAAGAGUUACCGAGCCAUCAAGGAAGUGAUCCUGGGCACAUCUGCAGCUCCUCCCUCAGUUCUAUUUGCCGUGGCGUCCGUCUGUGCCGGCGCUCCUUAUAUGUUGCAGCCGCUGCCGUAUAUCCCAAGCCCAGCAAUAGCCUACAGCAGCUCCCUCACGCCGGCGGUCUCCAGACUACCUCAGACAGGCAUCAAGCUCCCCUUCCCAGCAACCGUCCAGUUCGUGGCCCCGGCACCAGCGAUCCAAGCUGUCCAGGUAGCCCAGCCCGUCCAAGUAGCCCAGCCCGUCCAAGUAGCCCAGCCCGUCCAGGUUGCCACCACGUACCAGGCCGCUCCAGCCCCUGUUGCAGUUGCCUCCCCAGUGGUGAUAGCGGCUGCCCCUGAGCCCCUGGAAGCUCCGGAGCCUCCUAUGCCCUCCCUCGCCACACCCUACGUAGGCGGCCAGUUCCAUGCUCAGGAUGAGCUGAAGCAGUACUCCUUUGCCCACUGGGGUGGUCCUAACACACGUGUGGAGACCAAGGAUGCCCUGGGCCGCACCCGUGGCAGCUUCGCCUAUGUAGACCCUGUCGGAGAUGUGCAGGUGAGAAAGUACGCCGCCGCUCCCCUCACGGGCUUCAAGGUGGCUGCCUCAGACCUGCCCGUCGACACACCAGAGGUUGCCACCCUCAAGGCCGCGCACGAAAAGAGUUACCGAGCCAUCAAGGAAGUGAUCCUGGGCACAUCUGCGUAAACAUUACAUCGUCUUUUGGUUAUGCCACAAGGGAACCACGCGUGAGAACAAUAAGUGGGGGUGUUGACACAUGGAUCGCUAAUAUGAAGCAUUUCAACACUGGAUCAAUCAAUGACACAGGCUACAAAAUACCUGUAGCGUACACGAUUUGCACGAGUAACAGAUGUUCACAUCAAUGGCUUAUGAAAGUCAGGUAAAAUGGUGAGCAAAUUUACCAAAUAUUGAAUAAAACCUUUUAUAUA
Molecule: messenger RNA, 1745 nt
Organism: Eriocheir sinensis (Chinese mitten crab)
Lineage: Eukaryota; Metazoa; Arthropoda; Malacostraca; Decapoda; Varunidae
Product: calphotin-like
Exons: 4
Coding region: 157-1503 (448 amino acids)
Cellular component (GO): chitin-based extracellular matrix
Molecular function (GO): structural constituent of chitin-based larval cuticle
Source: RefSeq, a predicted model, not a curated record